Letharia columbiana is the source of this 1218-nucleotide messenger RNA. RefSeq lists its product as uncharacterized. The coding region runs from base 1 to 1218 and encodes 405 amino acids. The transcript is spliced from 3 exons. The record is from RefSeq and is a predicted model, not a curated record. NCBI's taxonomy places the organism in Eukaryota, Fungi, Ascomycota, Lecanoromycetes, Lecanorales, Parmeliaceae.
AUGGCAGACUGUUUCACGUGUGACUCCGCGCGAGUCAUGCACGUCUGCGUAUUAUCCGCCUUCUCGUUUGCUGCUCUUACCUCUGUCGUUCUCCGAUUGUCAGCGCGCAAGCUUCAGAAAUUUAGGCUGGAGCUGAAUGACUAUCUGUGCAUAGCCGGCUUAGUCUUUACCUUAGCAUUGACAAUCUUCACAAUGCAUUCCACCAUUUUCCCGGUCCUGGACCCAGCCAACCCCGACAUAAACUGGGGCGACAAAGCGUUGCUCGUGGGACAGCUCCUCUGGGUUACAUCCGUGACAUUUAUCCGGGCCUCUGUCCUGACUCUCUAUAUCCGAAUUUUCCGGACGCUGUCUUUUCGUACAACCUGCUACGUGAUCCAAGGCAUCAAUCUGGCCUAUUUUGGUGCCGUAGUCCUAGCUUGCUGUUUGAUAUGCCGGCCGUUUGCAUUUCUCUGGAAUCAGUCCAUCGAUGGCUUCUGUGGUGAUCAGAAGUCUCUCGAUCUGUUCAUCGGAGUAUUCAACCUCAUGAUGGACGUCACGACUGUUGCGCUCCCGAUGCCCGUUCUGUGGGGUCUUCAAAUGCGGAUGAGGCAGAAGCUCGUCAUAACCGGCAUGUUCUCGAUGGGAGUAGUAAUCUGCGCCAUCACUGUGGUCCGGAUUAUAAUAACAACGGGCAUUAAUGCGCAGAAUACGCAGCAGCAGUACGCGAUAAUCGCCCUUCUAACAUGCCUCGAAGCCCUGCUUGGCAUCGUUAACGCCUGCCUGCCAGUGAUGAAGCCCAUUUUCAGCAAGCUGGGAGCGAUCAGCAUCUUCAGCUCAUUUCGGACCAGGACAUCAACCGUCAACUCAAGCAUACACAAUAAGUCUCUGCGAGCGGGUCGCAAGAAUCAUGUGUCGUCUCGAGGAGGAAAGUAUCCGCAUAUCAGUCCGCCUAGGCAGAUAGUGCACAAAGAAUCACUUCUUAUGUUCUCUUCAGAUCUGCCACUAGAUGUUCGAGCACCAUCGAUUCCACUACCGACCUUUUCAUGGCGACCAUUGUCCAGGUAUUAUCUUCCCAGGGCAGAAUGGGAGCAUGACCCGUCGGAAAUGAGGAAAGACAACGGAAUUGGAGUCACGACAGAUUGGGAUGUUGGUCAUCGCCCGUCGGAGGGCGAUUCGCCCACCCUACCAUGGCAACCUCAGUGGCAAAGUCACCACAAAGAAGUUAUCGGCAGGUGCUGA